Messenger RNA from Jaminaea rosea, 1496 nucleotides. RefSeq lists its product as hypothetical. Lineage: Eukaryota; Fungi; Basidiomycota; Exobasidiomycetes; Microstromatales. The record is from RefSeq and is a predicted model, not a curated record. Bases 243 to 1394 code for a protein of 383 amino acids. The transcript has a single exon.
CGCUCAGACCCUUUCUUCCUUUCCUCAACCCCGCAUCCAUAGGAAAGAGCUCAUCUCAUCGGGGGUGGGGGGCCGAGCUUACAUUACGUUCAGAGAGUAAUGCAGAGGCAAGGAGCUACGGCUCUCGGAUCCCCUGACCUCACUGCAAGAUGAGUAGACAGGCCAAGUCGUUGGGGAGAGGGGGCAUGUGGGUUGCCACCGAGGGGCUCAUCGUCCCUUGAUGCCUCACCAACCACUCGACAAUGUCCUCCCUCCUCAAGCGACGAAGCGCCAAGUCAGCUUCUCCGAGCAGCAGGACUCGCUCUGUGACGCCAUUUGAAGAACAGCCCCAAGUCACCUCCAGUCGCAGCACAGGCUUUCUCUCUAGCUUGCGACCUCGCUCGGCAGAGGCAUCGCCUGGCGCCAAGGAUACCGGCCGAUCCUUCUCUUGGAGUCAGACAUACGCUCGCGUUGACCCUAACGAAUUCAGGGACAAACAAGACGACAUUGGAGGGGGCACUGAGACAAGGCUCUUACCUCACAAUGCCACGCCAGCUUUUGCCUCCUCAGGCCGAUUUGGGUCAUUCUCUGGGAUAGUUGACAAGGAUACAACGUCUUUGCACUCGAUCGAGGACCUGGCGCUUCACAGACCGGCCCCACAUCAGACUUCGGAAGGCGAUGAUGCGGCACCUGAGAUCGCACCGAGAAGGAGCAGCAUCGCCUCCACUCGCCCACCUCCUGUGGAAGUGACCAUUGAAGUCAGCAAAGAGCAGCUGAACCACUCUCGCCACGCAUCGGUGGAAUCAACGCUGGAGGAACAGGGGUUCCGCUUCAACGCUACGCCUAGCCCUCCCGCUCUUCCCUCCGCACCGAAUGGCACUGGGCCUCAUCAUCCGUACGUCUUCCGGCUCACUCCGCCUUCGGGAGAGAGAGGGGAAGCGACGUACUUGAGCGAGUAUGCUACGGUCGAUGGGGAUGAAGACGUGCGGGAGGUGUUGAUGCAUCCCAGAUUUGGGCCCUCCGACGCGGGUGAGCUGGGGAUCGCCCGUGUGCUCUACGCUGCCCUUGCUGAUCUCCUUCGAUCUCCUUCUCGCCGCAGGCCUCGGUCGCGAAACCACCCCUUACACAACUGUCUCCGUCAAAUCUCAGUACGAAUGGUCCCCCAAACAAACGCGCGACAUUCUCGAACAAUGGCUCCUCGUCGCCAUGCUCCUCGCCGGUUCCAGCAGCUCGGCACUCAGUCUCUACGCCAAGGCCGAGCCCGAGUCAAUGGCUAUGACCCUUGCCUACCGCAUCGCGACGGGCUCAGCGUACGCUUCACUCAGCGUGAGCAUCUUUGCAGCCCUUCUAGCGGCGGCGCUCAUGGUCGCGGCCGUCUCGCUGCAGAUGCCGAGCGAUUUGGCAAGGAAGAGUAGAUGGGGUAGGGUUUUGGGGAAGUGGCGGGACACCAAAGCGCGCCAUCAUGGCGGCCAAGACGGCAAGGGGACGAGCAAGACCAAGGAGAGUGGGACGGAGCU